GCUGUAAUUUAUAUAAUCAUGUUGGCAAUUUCUAUACCCGGUAAUGCCUUAAUAGCAUUAGUCAUUUUUAAAGAGGCUCCUUUACGCACUCCGAUGAAUUUAUUGGUUUGUAAUAUAGCAAUAGCAAGUCUACUGAUUGGCAUAAUGAGAGUUCCAUUUAAAAUUUUCUCUCUAAUGCAUUUCAAUAUGGAUUAUCCCUUUUCUGUCGCCAUGUGUCAAUUCCAGCAGUUAUUACCGACCGCUGGAGUAAUGGUCAUUUCGUUAACUUUAACAACUAUCUGCGUAGAUCGCUAUAUAGCGAUUGUCCAUCCUCUUAAAAAAUACUUAAAACUUAGUAAAUGUAGAACUACCUUUCUCAUAUUUGGCUAUUGGAUGUUAUCACUAGCAUACUUUGCACCUUAUGCUAGCUUUAACGAAUUAUAUGAAUAUCAAUCCAGAAAUUAUUGUAUACCAAUCUAUCCAGAGUCGCCGGAUGAUAUUGUCCUUACUAGAAAUGAAACAACCGGUAAAGCUUUAUCUUCAAUCGAAUUGUCAAGGCUGAUUAAUUGGAUCUUCUUUGGAUCGCUAGCCUUUUUAAUACCAGCGCUUAUCAUGAUUGUGCUAUAUUCGAAAACCAUCUACACAUUAUGGUUUAGUAAAGCUCCAUGUGAUCGUACUCAAAUCAAUAUUCACCACUUACAAGAAAGGCUGAGAAAAAAUAGGAAAGCUAUUAAAUUACUCGUCGCUUGCUUCCUAUCAUUCAUUAUCUUCAAUACCCCUUAUUAUACUAUUUUUCUCCUUAUGGAUUUAAAGCAACUAACAAUAGAUCGUGCUUACAGCGGAAUUCUUAUUAACAUUUUAAUAUUUUUCAAUUACUCUUCCAUCGCUUAUAAUGCAAUCAUUUAUGGCUACUUUAAUUUAAGUAUAAGA
Messenger RNA from Trichoplax adhaerens, 909 nucleotides. RefSeq lists its product as uncharacterized. The record is from RefSeq and is a predicted model, not a curated record. Gene Ontology annotation, cellular component: membrane. The transcript has a single exon. Gene Ontology annotation, molecular function: G protein-coupled receptor activity. NCBI's taxonomy places the organism in Eukaryota, Metazoa, Placozoa, Uniplacotomia, Trichoplacea, Trichoplacidae. Gene Ontology annotation, biological process: G protein-coupled receptor signaling pathway. The annotation marks the transcript as partial.